AAGUAGCUAGGUUAAGAUUUAAGAAUGUGUAACUCGAUUAUUGUUAUAUUGUUUGUCCUUUUGAAACUUGCAUCUUCAAACACUGUUCCAGAUGAAUUCAGUUUCAAUGGCUGCUUAAAGCUAGAUGGUUUAGCAGAGGCUGAUCCAAAUGGGCUAUUGACAUUGACCACAGGCUUAGGACGUGGAGUUGCCCAUGUCUUCUUCAACCUUCCUCUCCAAUUCAAGAACUCCACUGCCGGUAGCAUUUCCUCCUUCUCCACCACCUUUGUUUUUGCAAUGGUCCCUGAGUACCCAAAACUCGGUGGCCAUGGACUUGCCUUUGUAAUCUCCCCAUCUAAAGAUAUUCCUGGAGCUUUACCCUGUCAAUAUCUUGGUCUCUUUAAUGAUACUAAUAUCGGCAACAGUUCGAAUCAUAUCAUAGCGGUUGAGCUUGACACGGUUCAGGACUUCGAGUUCGAUGACAGGGACGAUAACCAUGUUGGCAUCGAUAUUAAUACCUUGAUAUCAAACAUAUCAAAGACUGCUGGUUAUUUUGACGAUCAAACCGGCACUUUUCAUGAACUCUAUCUUAAAAGUGGAGAUCCAAUGCAGAUAUGGAUAGAAUAUAAUGGAACGAAGGAACAACUUAAUGUCACAAUUCAUCCAGUUGGGGAGACUAGACCCAUUCGUCCCCUCUUAUCUAUGACAUUCGAUCUUUCUCCAUAUAUCCUCGACUUCAUGUAUGUUGGCUUCUCGUCCGCUACAGGUUUACUUGCAUCAUCUCAAUACAUAUUGGGGUGGAAUUUCAAAAUGGAUGGUCAAGCGCAAGACCUUGAAAUAUCCAAGCUUCCAAAGAUCCCUCAAUCCUUGGGAGAAAAAAAGGGGUCCAAAAAAUUAUUGCAAAUAAUUUUGGGAGUUACAUUGUCUGUAGCAGGACUCACUCUGAUCUCGCUUGUUGUUUUGGGUGCUCUGUUCGUUUCACGUAAGAAGAAAUUCAUGGAAAUACUUGAGGAUUGGGAGGUCCAGUACGGCCCACACAGGUUCACCUACAAGGAUCUAUUCGUUGCAACAAAGGGCUUCAAGGAAAACGAGUUGCUCGGGAGCGGAGGAUUUGGGCGAGUAUACCGGGGCACAUUGCCGUCAUCAAACACAAAAAUUGCUGUGAAAAGAAUUUCUCAUGAUUCGAGGCAAGGAAUGAGGGAAUUUCUAGCUGAAAUCUCAACUAUUGGGCGCCUUAGGCACCCAAACUUGGUUCGACUCCUUGGCUAUUGCAGGCGCCAUCAUGAAUUGUUUUUGGUUUAUGACUACAUGCCAAAUGGAAGUCUAGAAAAGUGCCUAUCUAACAAAUCCAAUUGCACACUAGAUUGGUCACAAAGAUUUAAAAUCAUCAAGGAUGUAGCAUCUGGACUUUUCUACUUGCACCAGCAGUGGGUGCAAGUAGUUAUUCACAGGGAUAUCAAGCCGGCUAAUGUGCUAUUAGAUAACGAUAUGAAUGGUAAAUUGGGAGAUUUUGGGCUUGCCAGAUUUUGUGAUCAUGGAAAUGACCCUCAAACAUCAAAUAUAGCAGGUACCCUUGGGUACAUAGCACCUGAACUUGCACGAACAGGAAGAGCAAAUACAAGCACUGAUCUGUACGCGUUUGGGAUAUUUAUGCUUGAAGUUGUUUGUGGUAGACGGCUAAUUGAGCCACGAAGUCAACUCCAAGAUCAACAAUUUCUUGUCGAUUGGAUUCUAGAGUGUUGGGAUAGAGGAACAAUCUUAGAUACUGUUGAUAGCAAAUUAGAAAAUAGAUACGUAGCCCAAGAAGUUGAGUUGGUGUUGAAACUUGGCUUGCUUUGCUCGCAUCCAUGUGCCGCGGCUAGGCCUAGCAUGUCCAGCGUGGUGCAAUAUCUGGAUGGCAUAGCUCAGUUGCCAGAUACCAUUCGUGCUUCAAUUAUUCAAGCUCAUACUUCGAUGGAAAAUUCUAAUCAGCCAAGUGUAGCGCCUGAUGUGUCAACUGAAAGAUACUCCAACCCUUCAUUGACAUUUACAGAAUCAUUUGCCUCUCAUGGCCGUUAAGACUGUGGCCUUGGGUAAAUGGAAGUUGUAC
This is a messenger RNA of Durio zibethinus, 2068 nucleotides long. NCBI's taxonomy places the organism in Eukaryota, Viridiplantae, Streptophyta, Magnoliopsida, Malvales, Malvaceae. The record is from RefSeq and is a predicted model, not a curated record.